Molecule: messenger RNA, 2445 nt
Organism: Truncatella angustata
Lineage: Eukaryota; Fungi; Ascomycota; Sordariomycetes; Amphisphaeriales; Sporocadaceae
Product: fungal-specific transcription factor domain-containing protein
Exons: 2
Coding region: 221-2404 (727 amino acids)
Biological process (GO): DNA-templated transcription; regulation of DNA-templated transcription
Cellular component (GO): nucleus
Molecular function (GO): zinc ion binding; DNA-binding transcription factor activity, RNA polymerase II-specific; DNA binding
Source: RefSeq, a predicted model, not a curated record
CUCCAACAACUUUUCUCAAUUCGACAGCACUGUAAGACUUGGGUAACAUGUGCUAAAAGUCGGGGGCUGUCAGGGACCGUCGAUACAGCCCAUCUUGUUUGAACUUGCACAUGGACGGAUGAAGGAGUGCGUGCCCAUACUUGGAGCGCGGGUUUUAGUGGCAUUCUGACGUCUGAGUCGCACCCACGGCUCUUACAAGACUUCGGUAUAGGGAAGAAGCAUGAUAUAUAAACGUGCGUUAUGUGUGUUGCUCUACCUGUUGCUCUACCCUACAAUUAGCCUGGUUGAUUUAUUAGACGCUCAAAAGUCACCCGAUACUGCUCUUAUCUAUCGCGAUAGAAAUUUCCAUCAUUUCAUCUUUUCCCCAUCUUGCUCCGCUACUGGCGGAAACAGCCUUGUUCACGCAGGCUCGUUGAUGAAAUAUCACAACGACGACCAAUAUUUGACAAUGCCUCCGAUAAACACACUAGAUUAUCCAGGUCAACGAUCUGACCACUGCAAACCUAGAGCGGCUGUUCAGAAUGCCCUCGUAAGAUGCGAAACGUGUAAGAUGAAAAGGGCGAAAUGUGAUGGUGGCUAUCCGACCUGCGGAUGGUGUCAACGUCGUAAUGUCCUCUGCGAGUAUCGAGACAAAACAGCAGGAUCCGGAGCUGGUUUUGGAAAAGGGAUUGAGCAACGAAUGAAUAAGCCCGAAUAUCUUUUGGGGUCGCUUGAAGAUAAAUGCCAAAGUGAAUGUGGUGGAGUUCCAAAUAUAUCGGGGUCCGACGUCAUGGAUCCCAGUUUUAUAGCUGUCCAGAUGAUCUGUGAUGAUUCUGCACCCAACCCCUGGGAUAGCAAUCUCACAGGGACUUCGCAAGUCGAGAGGGCGCUCUAUGUACAGACCCCGUCUGCACACACGAUAAGCGCCCUGGGUAAAAGUCUAUACUUGCCACCUCUUAGCAAUUCUACGAGGUCUAAUAGCUUUGAGCCGUCGAUGUCAUUCGCCAGCAUAUCGCCCUUAACACAAACAUCUACCACGCCUCCAAACUUCACUACACAGGAGUCUGCCUCCACAUGGUCGGUAUUCCAGUUGCCAGGCCCAGACGCGAUACAAAUACAGGAUCAGCUACUGAUUGACGGUGACCUUCCACCUCGCAAUAUUUUAUACACUUUGAUCAACCUCUACUUCGAGCACAUCAAUACGUGGUGCCCCAUAUUGCAAAAGGAGCCUAUUCUCAUUAUGUUGCUCAGCCUAUCUACACUUAAUGAGACAGAUCAAGUUUUAUUACAUGCGAUCGUGGCAAUAUCUUUACGAUAUUUUACUGAUACCAGCCUGAAUGACGGGAAGAAAGAGCAAUACUACAAGGUCUCAAAGGAUAAGGUACUGCUUUUCUGCAUACAUAAUUCCUCACUCAAGACCUUGCAAGCUCUGCUGAUCCUGGCAUUGGAUCUCUACUGGGGAUGCAGCAAGUUGGGAGGAUGGAACAUCACAACCAUCAUCACCCGCACCGCAACUCAACUUGGUCUAACUGUGGAGAACACCUCUUUCUUAGCGUCUCCGUAUUCUAUAUUUCUCGACGACUUGAGGCCGAUGACGCUGCCAGAUUCGCAAACCUUUGUUGAAAAUGAAUCGAGACGAAGGCUGUUCUGGAUGAUCUAUAUCCUUGAUCGAUAUGUAGCAAUGGAAACCUCUUUCGACUUCGCCUUAAAUGAUGAGCAAAUUAGACGAAGGCUGCCUUGCCACGAUGAAUUCUGGAUCAAGAAUCAUUGGGUGGAAACAAAAUGGUUUCAGGCUAGGUAUAGCUCUGAAACCCUACCGGACCACAUCCCAAACCAGCAUGAGAACCUCGGGGCCUUUUCAUAUCACGUCGAACUUUUUGGUAUCCUGUCUGAAAUCUGUAGGUUCCUCAAGGAUCCCAUUGACAUCACUUUUGCAGACAGCGCGGAACGAUGGCAGAGACGAUACGAAGAGCUGGACAUUUUACUUAUGUCUUGGCAGUUUAGCUUGCCAACAGAAUAUCGAAACAUUUCCGAGAAGCACCUGGAAGCGAGUGAUCAGCCGUUAGAUUGCAUAUGGAUCAUGUUACAGGCGACAUAUUGCACAGCAACCAUUCAACUGCACUCAUCUGCCAUUCGCCACAUUACAAACGGGUCCAGCUUUGGCUCUUUAAGCGACGCAAAUCACAGUUGCUUUUGUGCCGUAGAGGAUAUAGCUACGCUGGCAGUGUCUGCUCUAGGCAAUGGCCUGCUCACCAGAUUGGGUCCCCCGCUCGCCUUUUCGCUCUACAUUGCAGCUAGGCAUUUGUUGAUCCACGGGCGCGCACUUGAACAAAAGCCAUCAUCCCAGGCUGCUAUCUUAGUCAAUACACUUCGGGAGAUAGGUCGAUACUGGACUGUUGCUGUCCGGUACCUCGAGCUGCUUUAGUUCUAGCCUAGCUAGCAUAAUCACAUUACAAUCUCAGUUAA